AUGUCAUAAAUCUCUAACGUCUCUAAUCAUCAAUUUUAUACUCCUGAUACAUCAAAACAUUAAGAUUAAUUCAAAACUGCUGAAGAUAGGAAGACCAUUCCUUUUGAUGAAAAGAGUAUUACACCUAAAAGCAAUGCAUAUUCAAAUGCUUUUAAAUAAUUCUAUAUUGAAAAUCAAAAUGAUUCUAAAGAUAAAGGUCCAAUUGAAGAUUUUUUUCCUUAAUUGGGAUAAACAUAAUAACAAGAAACAUCUUAAUAAAAUUCUAAAAUAUGUGAUUUUGAUGACUUUCCUGAAUAAGGCGAUAGUUAAACUCCUAAUAGUGAAGAAGCUGGAUUAGAUUCAUACAGAGAAUAGCAAAAAUAUUUUGGGUAUGUUGAAUAACCUGUUAGAAAGUAAUCAAGAGAUAUGAAUGAUUUUGAUGAUCUAAUGGAUGUUAAAAAUUCUUAAAACGCUUCUUCAUCAAGUCAAUAAUUUUAAAAUAUCAACCCAGCUGAAAAAUAUGAUCAUAUAACUCCUGAAUAAUUGCCUACUGAUCCUUUGGAAAGAUAAAUGAUAUUAAAAGCUCCAGAAAUUUAACCAGAUAAUUAGAACUAUCCCUUUUUAAAUGGUAUUUCUCCCUCUAUUCCAAUAAGUUCAGAUAUGGCUUUCUCAUUUAAUCAAUUUUAAACUCAAGGAAUUUAAAACAAUUAAAAUUAAACUACUUCACUCCCAAUGUAUUAACAAAUUGCCUUUAAAGUUCAAGAUCCUAAUACAACUCUAUUAUAACCAACAACAACAUAAAAUAAUUAAAUAAGUCAAUUACAUCAAAAUCCUACUUUUUAAGAUAUAAACCAUUUAAAUACUCAAACUUAACCAUAUUUAAUAGACAACAGUUAUAAUUUAAAUUUCCAUAAAAUUAAUGAUGAUCAAAUUCAAAAAAAUAUUUUUGAAUAACCGGAAGCUACAAAUUCUGAUAAAUUUUUUAGUGUUGAUAUCCCUAUACCCUCCAUUUCCUCUUAAAUUAUAAAUAAACAAACGUUUUAACCAGAACUAUUAGACAAUCCUGUUAUUGUUAAACAAUAAUAAGAAUAAGUUUAAUAAAAACUAAGUUAUUCUCCUAUUCAAUUUGAAGAAGUUAUUUAAAAAAAACAAGAAUUUAAUUUUGAUUUUGAUUUAAAUAAAUAAAUUCAAUAAGAUAAUAAUAUAAUAAAUUCUAAAGUUGAAAUUCAUGGAGAUGAUUCAGAAUUACCUUGGGAACAAGAUAACAAUUUUAAAAUGAUUAAUUAGGAAGUAAUAUUUCCUAAUCAAAUUAUAGGAGAUAUGUCUAAAGAAAUAUAAUAAGUCAAUAAAUAAGAAACUUUCAACCCAGCUGUUAUUGAAUUCUUUAAAGAUUUUGAGCCCCAAUAAAAUCUAAAAUAAUCAAAUUAAUUCAAUAAAAAAGAAAUUCCUAUAGAAAGCUUUUAAGAAAAUCCUAAAGAAAGUCCUAAAAACUAAUAAUUUCCAUUUUAAAAAUAAACAUAACCUUCAUAAAUUAACUUUUAUUAAUCAACCUCCUAAUAAUAAUCAUAAACAUCAUUACAUUAAGAUAAUUUCUUCUCAUAAUUUCGAGAAGAUCAACCAAAUUUUCCAGUACAACAGGAUAUUUCAAUAGUCAAUAAAAGCUAAUCAUCUGAUGGAUAAACUCCUAAAAAUUAGCCUGCCCAAAUCUAGGUGUAAAACUUAAACAAUUCGAUUUCAUCUCAUAAAUCUAAUUCAAUGUAGGGUAAAAAUUAUGUCAUUUAACCACCAUAAGUAUAAAGUUAAAAAGAAUAAUUUGGUCUUUGGUUUGAAAAAGAAGAUAGUAGUGAAAGAAUGAGCUAAAAUUCAAAAAGAUCUGCUAAAUAAUCUUAAAAUCAUAUUGAAGAGGAACUAUUUUAGGAGAAAGAUAAUACUUCUUGGAUUAAAAAUUUAGAAAAUUAAUAAAUAACUAAAAUUUAACCAAUUUAAUAAUAGCAAUAAAAUUUAGAAUAAUAAUAAUAAAUACAACAAUAAGAAUACUAAUACUAAUAAUAACAGCAACAAUAACAAUAAAAAUAACAAUAAUAUGAAUAAGAAUAAUUACAAUAAUAUCUAAAAUUGUAAUAACAAUAAUAAUAUUAAUAAUAGUAACAAUAAUAAUAAUAAUAAUAAUAAUAAUAAUAAUAAUAAUAAUAAUAAUAAUAAUAAUAAUCAUAAUCAUAAUAGUAAUAAUAAUAAUAACAAUAAUAAUAAUCAUAAUAGUAAUAAUAAUAACAAUAAUAAUCAUAAUAGUAAUAAUAAUAAUAAUAAUAACAAUAGUAAUAAUUAUCACUAUUACAAUAGUAAUAAUAGUAAUAAUAGUAAGAAUAGUAAUAAUAAUAACAAAAAGAAAAAGAAAAGUAUGAAUAUGAAUAACAAUAACAAUACUUAUAAUAAUAAUUAUUAUUAUAAAAAUAAUAAUAACAAUAAUAAUAGUAAUAAUAAAUAUUAUUCUAAUAAUAGUAAUAAAAAUAACAACAAUAAUAAUAAAUAUUAUUCUAAUAAUAAUAAUAAUAUGAAUAAUAACAGCAAUAAUAAUAAUAAUAAUAGUAAUAACAGCAAUAAUAAUAAUAAUAAUAAUAAUAGUAACAAUAAUAAUAAUAGUAAUAACAGCAAUAAUAAUAAUAAAUAUUAUUAUAAUAGUUUUCUUCAAACCAAAGUAAAUAAUAAGAUCAAUAAUAAGAAGUAAAAAUAACCCCAAGAAAUCAGGGUAUCAAUUAAAAUUAAACAUUAAUUGAAAAUUCAUCAUAAAAUGUAACUCCUAAUUAAUCUCCUUAAUUUUUUUCAAUCAAUAAUUCUUCAAAUUCUAUUAAUGAGAAAAAGAAAAAUAAUCCUUUUACUAAAGAGGAAACAGAAAUUGUUAUAGAUCCAAAAUGGGAAAAGGAAUUGCCUUAAUUUGAUUCUGAAUAAUUUGAAGUAAAGAUUGAAUAAAAAAAAAAUUUGGAUCCAAUAUAAGAAAUGCCAGAUGAAUCUCUUACUUAGAGUUAUGCAGUACAAAAUAGAAACUCAGAGUUCUAAGAGAAAUCGAUAGAAGAAUCAAAAGUAAUUUAACCAUUCUUAAAAAUUUAAUCUUAAGAGAUCUUAUCUGCUUAAAAAGGUAUUAGUAGUGUUAGAGAAAGCAAAGAGAGUAAUAAAGAGGCAAUUAAUCCUUAAUAAUUAGUGGAGUAAUUAAUUCCAGGUUUACAUGAGGUCAUUAGAAAAUCUUUUUAAUAAAAUAUUGAAACCCAGUUAUAUUAAUUAGCAUCAUAAUUUUAACAAAAAUUAUAGGAAGAUGAAUAAGAAAACUUUGAUAUUGAUAAAAUUAGUUCAAAAGUAUUUAUGAUAGAGAAUUUGGUUUAAGGAUAUGGAAAGAAGCUAGAUUAAAUAACAGAUAUGCUGAAUAAAGAGAAAGAAAAUUAAGAUUAAUAAAAGAUAUAAGAAUAAAAUACUUAAAGCAAAGCUUUAGUUGGUUAAGAUAAUUAACAAACUUUUUAAAAAUAAUAAAAAUAAAUUUGUUCGCCAUUUGAAUUAAAUUUAGAAGAUUAAAUUGAGGAAUCACCUAAAUAGAAUUAUUAACAUUUGAAUUAGUCUAAUUCAAAAGUAAGAGUUGCUUAAUCAAGUGUACUAUACAAUACUCAUUAGAAAGGGUUUAUUCCUUAUUAGACUUUACAAUAAACAUAAUCAAAGUACGUAAAUGAAAGUUAAAUAAAAGAAGAUUGGGAGGAUCAUUUACAAAAAUUUUAAACAAAUUAUUAAUUUUAAAGGUCUUUACUCAAAGGGUUACAAGAAUUUGAGAUAUAAAAUUUUAGGAAACAGUGUUUAAGUGAGUAGACAACACUUUUAGACACAUAUGAAUUGAUAGUUACAUUAACAUCAGAAAAAUAUGAAAGUGAUGGUGCUGAAGGAUAUAAAAUAAUUAUCUCUUUAAAAAAUAAAGCUCAAUAUGAUAUAUAAAAUUUAAUAGUCUUGUUUAAUUCGAAUAAAAGUAUAAAUUACUUAAUAUAUUUUAGUAAAGGAUGAAUAUUAAAUAAAGCCAGAAAAAAUUAGUUAAUCUUAUUUAAAUCCUGGAGAUAUUAUUAGAUAGGAGAUUAAAUUUCUAUAUUAUGAUCUUUAAAGCGUUUAUUUAAAUUGUUUCAUAAAAUACACAAUUAAUAAUUUUAAGAUGGGAUAAAAUUUUAAUAAAAUAUCUUAAAGUCAAGGAUUAUAAGGUACAUAAGAUUAUUCAAAUUUGUACCUUUCUUAAAUGAACAGUAGAAAUAUGAUUUAAGAGUAUAUUUAAAAUAUUAUAAUUAGAGUUGGAUAAUUUAAGAGGAACUUUCAAUUUUGCAUAGCCAGACCUGCAAAUAAGUUCUUUUUUUAUGAAUUUAUUACAUGUGAAGAAAUAAAUGAAUAUGAAAUGAAAUGUAGAAGUGAAUAGUUUUAUUUGAGAUCACUGGAUGAACUUAUAAUAUUUCAUCCAUGGCUCAUAUAGAUUGACUAAUUUACUUUGGGGGGGAAAGUAUCUAUUAAAUUAAAAAACAUUGAGCAUAAAUUUGUUAUAAAAGUAGUUAACAAAAACCAGAAGGGAAUUAUAUUUAUGAAUGGAAUAGAUAUGGAUUAGAAAUUAACUGAACAUUUUCUUACUUUCUUUGCCUUCUUGUUUAGCAAAUUAUAUUGA
This is a messenger RNA of Paramecium pentaurelia, 4651 nucleotides long. NCBI's taxonomy places the organism in Eukaryota, Ciliophora, Oligohymenophorea, Peniculida, Parameciidae. The record is from the annotation of a GenBank genome assembly.